AGGAAAACGUUACAGAAGACCCCAGAAAUAAACAAAGAACCUAAGCGAGCCGAGCCCCCUUUCUUCUCCAAAUAAUCACCCAGAUCUUCAUACGACGCCGUUCCGUUGAAGCUUUACUUCCUAACAUUACUUCGAUUCGUUUCUCUCUCUUCACUGUUCAGACUCUCUCUCUCCUAUUCCAUGCUCUUUCCUUUUUGGUCGCCGUCUUUGAAUUGAUGCGGGUACCCUUUGCGGAGUUUGGAUUGCGUUGUUGUUCGGUUAAGUGCAACUUGACUAGUAGAGCACCCCCCUUCCAAUCCAACUAGUUUCUAUGAUCACUUUUAAUUUGUGGAUGUCUGAGUUCAUGUUAUGACAGGACAUGUUUCUUAGCCCAAACAAAAAAUGAGUUUCCAACCCCACCAUUCAGGGCAUAUAUCAGGCCAGGUGCCAAACCAGGCUGGUACCAUUUUGCCUGGGCUACCCCAACAAAAUGGAACUCUUGUACCGAGCCGUAUGCAAAAUCCGAGUAUCGAUCGUGGUGUCGCGAAUACAGACUCUGAAUAUGGGAAAGCACGAAGUUAUAUGCAAGAAAAGAUCUGGAAUUAUUUUAUGCAGCGACGUCAACAAUCUCAGGAAAUGACGAACAGGACAAUGGUCGACCUAGUGCGACGGUUUGACGAGGCUUUGUACAAGAGUGCCACGACAACGGAGGAGUAUCUAAACCUGGCAACUUUGGAAAGGCGAUUGCUUCAUCUGAUGAAACGGUCCCGUAUGAUAAAUAAUCACAACCAGCAGUUUUCACAUGCUAAUUCUUCUUCUUCUUCUAUUGGUACAAUGAUUCCAACUCCUGGAUUGCAACAAACUGGAAAUCCUAGUCUUGCUGGGGCUCAGUCCAUGGAUAACAAUUUCUCCAGUACAAUUGCUUCCUCCACUGCCAAAUCUGGCAACGUAUUGCCAGCCAGAAAUGUGUAUUCUGGCAAUGUGCAUGGAGGUUCUUUUAGUUCAUCUGAUGGAGCUUUGGCUAGUGUAUACCAACAACCAUCUUCUUCUUUUUCAGUCAAUUCUGGGGGAGAUAACAUGGUGACAUCCAUGGGUGUCCAGAGAAUAACAAGUCAAAUGAUCCCUACUCCUGGAUUCAAUAGUUCUAAUAAUCAUGACGUACAUAGCAAUGCUAAUAACAAGUCAUUCGUAGAUGUGGAAUUAUCCAAUAAUGCUGGUGCAUUUCCAGCUGUUGAAUCUUCAAUUGUAUCACUACCUAUGCAGCAGAAGCAGCGGGUUGGUGGUCAAAACAGUCGUAUCAUGCACAAUACUGGUGGUGGAAUCAGAUCUACAUUGCAGCAGAAGUCCAAUGGAUUAUCAAAUGGGCCCAUAAACGGAGCUUUGGCGAGGACGGGUAACAAUAUGUCCAUUAUGAAUGCUUCAGGAACAACAGAGGGCUAUUUUUCGGGAACAGUAUACGGAAACUCCACCAGACCCUUGCAUCAACACUUUGACCAACAUCAGCGACCAGUUAUGCAGGGUGAUGAAUAUGGAGGUGCUGUUGCUGAUGUUUCAGGGUCUGGAAACCUCUAUGUCACUCCAUCAUCUGUUGGGUCCACGAUGAACAAUCAGAGCUUGAAUGCCGUAGCUAUGCGAUCUAUGCCAAAAACAAAUACUCAUUUGAUUAGUAAUCAGGCCAAUGUACAUCCUACUCAACAGGUGACAACUAUGAAACCUCAAUCAAUUGAUCAAUCUGAAAAAAUGAAUUCUCAACCACAGUAUUCAGUUAGAGAAAAUCUUGUACAAUCUCAUCAACAGCUUUCUCAUCCGUUUCAGAUCCAGCAACAUGUCCAGCAUCAGGUCCAACAAAGGCAGCAAACUCAAAACCAGGUUUCGUUAAAGAAUGACACUUUUGGUCAAUCGCAGGUGUCUGGGGUGAAGUCUGGGCAUGGGGGAGUACAUCACAAUGAAGGACUGCAUUCACAAGUCUCUGACACCUUCCAGUUUUCCAAUAUGCAGAGUCAAUUCCAGCAGAACUCCAUGGAAGAUCUUUCUCAAGCUACUCAGUUGCUGCCAUCUGGCCCACGGGAUGUCAGUUCAUCACUCAUUCAAACUUCAGAUCAGAUGCAACAGUUGUUGCAUCCGCAACAAUUUGUUGCUAAUACUCAAAGUGAGUUUGGCAAUCUCGGUGGUGGCAAUCAAACUGACACGGAGUUGCAUUCCAACCCUCAAGGUGUAUCUCACACGAGACUCCUGCAUGAUCAUACUCUGCAAAAUGAAUUUCAUCAUAGAUUAACAGGGCAAGAUGUAGCUCAACUAAAUAAUUUAUCAUCCGAAGAAUCAAUGAUUGGUCAACCACAUGCUCCUAGAUCAGCAGAACUUCCCAACACAAGCAAUGGUGUGUGUCGAUCUAAUAACCUUGACCGUGAACGGCAGUUCAGGAACCAACUCAGGUGGCUGUUAUUUUUAUAUCAUGCUCGUCGAUGUGGUGCUCCCAAAGGACAAUGCCAAGACCCUAACUGCGUAAAGGCUCAAAGUCUAAUGAAACAUAUAAAGCUUGGCUGCGGUGUUCGUGAAUGUGCAUAUCCUCGUUGUUCUGAUACUAGAAAAUUAAUGAAACAUAAUAGGGACUGUCGUGAUGUAAGCUGUCCUGUUUGUGUCCCUUUUAAGGGUUAUGUGAAACGUGCACAGUCAGAGGCAUCUGCUGUAUUUGAUACCAGUUCAGGAUUGCCUAGUUCUGUCAAUGGAUCUUGUAAAACACAUGAGAUUGCUGAAAUUACUGGAAGGUCAACCCCUAAAACGAGCACAACGAUAGCUGAAACUUCUCAAGAUUUGCAACCUUCUAUUAAACGCAUGAAAAUUGAACAAGGCUCCCAAUCUGUUGUCUCUGGAAGUGAAGCUUCUGUUCCACUGGCUUCUUCUGUUAAUGAGUCUCCUUUAAAGGAUGCUCAACAUUCUGACCAGCAUCUUGACUCUCAUAUUCCAAUGAAAUAUGAAACCGCUAAAGUUAAAAUGGAAGCUCUUGGAAAUGUUGGACAAUCAACUUCCAGGAUAAUUGAAAUGAAAAAGGACAACUUUGAAGGUGCAUGCAGUGAUCCUACUCCAUCAAACAACUCUGCUGGAUUUGGUAUGCAGGAGGUCAUUAAGAGCGAGAGAGAAAUGAAGCAGCCUAAGACGGAAAAUCAGCCAUUACCUUCUGAGAAUACAUCCAAGUCUGGGAAGCCAAAUAUAAAGGGAGUCUCAAUGACAGAGUUGUUCACCCCUGAGCAAGUCCGACAGCAUAUUACAGGUCUUAGACAGUGGGUAGGCCAGAGCAAAGCCAAAGCAGAAAAAAAUCAAGCAAUGGAGCGUUCAAUGAGUGAGAAUUCGUGCCAAUUGUGUGCAGUUGAGAAGCUUGCCUUCGAGCCACCCCCUACAUAUUGUACACCUUGUGGUGCUCGUAUUAAAAGGAAUGCUAUGUAUUAUACCAUUGGAGCUGGUGAAACUCGUCACUACUUCUGCAUACCUUGCUAUAAUGAGGCUCGUGGAGACACAAUCGUAGUUGAUGGAACAACUAUUGCAAAGGCAAGGAUGGAGAAAAAGAAAAAUGACGAGGAAACUGAAGAAUGGUGGGUUCAAUGUGACAAGUGUGAAGCUUGGCAGCAUCAAAUAUGUGCACUAUUUAAUGGUAAAAGAAAUGACGGGGGACAAGCUGAGUACACUUGUCCAAAUUGUUACGUGGAAGAAGUUGAAAGUGGAGAACGCAUGCCAUUACCUCAGAGUGCUGUUCUAGGAGCGAAGGAUUUGCCUAGAACAAUCUUAAGUGAUCAUAUCGAGCAGCGAUUAUUUGCAAAGCUUAAGCAAGAAAGGCAGGACAGAGCAAGGUUUCAAGGCAAAGGUUAUGAUGAGGUCCCAGGAGCAGAAGCACUUGUUGUAAGAGUCGUGUCAUCAGUGGACAAAAAGUUGGAUGUGAAACCACGGUUUCUUGAAAUUUUCCAGGAGGAAAACUAUCCUAUAGAAUACGCCUAUAAGUCAAAGGUUGUACUUUUAUUUCAAAAGAUCGAAGGUGUUGAAGUAUGUCUAUUUGGCAUGUAUGUUCAAGAAUUUGGAUCUGAAUGUCAACAACCGAAUCAUCGCCGAGUCUACCUUUCUUACUUGGACUCGGUUAAGUAUUUCAGGCCAGAAGUCAGAACAGUGACAGGAGAGGCUCUUCGGACGUUUGUGUACCAUGAAAUUUUGAUUGGAUACUUGGAGUAUUGUAAAAAACGUGGUUUCACAAGCUGCUACAUUUGGGCUUGCCCUCCAUUAAAGGGAGAAGACUACAUUUUGUACUGCCACCCAGAAAUUCAGAAGACACCAAAAUCUGAUAAACUUCGGGAAUGGUAUUUGGCCAUGUUAAGGAAAGCCGCAAAAGAAAAUAUUGUAGUAGAUCUUACUAAUCUGUAUGACCAUUUCUUUAUUUCUAAUGGUGAAUGUAAAGCAAAGGUAACUGCAGCUCGGUUGCCAUACUUUGAUGGAGAUUAUUGGCCUGGUGCUGCAGAAGACAUGAUCCAUCAACUGCAACAGGAAGAGGAUGGUAGGAAACAGAAUAAGAAGGGACCUAUGAAAAAAACCAUUACCAAAAGAGCUCUAAAGGCAUCUGGCCAAACUGAUCUUUCUGGCAAUGCAUCAAAGGAUCUCAUGUUAAUGCAUAAACUCGGUGAGACAAUAUCUCCAAUGAAGGAAGACUUUAUCAUGGUUCAUUUACAGCCCGCAUGCACACACUGCUGCAUUCUGAUGGUGUCUGGGAAUCGUUGGGUUUGCAGACAGUGCAAAAACUUUCAGCUGUGUGGCAAGUGUUAUGAUGCUGAAAGGAGACUUGAGGACAGAGAGAGACAUCCUAUAAACCAGAAGGACAAACAUGCACUUUAUCCCGUGGAAAUAACAUGUGUUCCCGAUGACACGAAAGAUAAAGAUGAAAUUCUGGAGAGUGAAUUCUUUGACACAAGACAGGCGUUUCUUAGUCUUUGUCAAGGAAACCAUUAUCAGUAUGACACCCUUCGACGUGCUAAGCAUUCAUCAAUGAUGGUUCUUUAUCAUCUUCACAAUCCUACUGCCCCGGCUUUUGUGACGACAUGCAAUGUUUGCCACCUUGAUAUAGAAACGGGACAAGGUUGGCGUUGUGAGACUUGCCCUGACUAUGAUGUAUGCAACGGAUGUUAUCAAAAGGAUGGAGGAAUUGGCCAUCCUCAUAAAUUAACAAAUCAUCCAACGAAUGAUCGAGAUGCACAGAACAAAGAAGCCAGGCAAUUACGAGUAACACAGCUGAGGAAAAUGUUGGAUCUUCUGGUGCACGCCUCGCAGUGUCGUUCUUCACUCUGCCAAUAUCCAAAUUGUCGUAAGGUGAAGGGACUUUUCAGACAUGGCAUGCUUUGCAAAGUACGUGCCUCCGCGGGCUGUCCUCUCUGCAAGAAGAUGUGGUAUCUCUUGCAGAUUCAUGCUCGAGCGUGCAAAGAUCCCAAUUGCAAUGUACCUCGAUGCAGAGAUUUGAAGGAACAUCUAAGAAGGCUGCAGCAGCAGUCGGAUUCUCGAAGAAGGGCUGCUGUAAUGGAAAUGAUGAGGCAACGUGCUGCCGAAGUUGCUGGCAGUUCUUGAAUUUCAAGUUAUGUGCACAUAUCACAUCGAUUUGCUUGGCACACCAUUUUAUUUGUUCAUAGUAAAGCUUGCUAGAGAAGUCUAUAAUCGACCAUCGUGAAAUUUUGAUAGAAUGAGUUCAAAAUUGUGAUAGAAGUAGAUAAGUUAAUUCUUUGGUUGCAUUUUUUGCCAUCCAUCAACGUUCGAUGGAUGGCCAAUGUAUAAUAAUUGCUCGAUGCAGGUGACCACAGAUCAUUUUGAUUUUUUUAUACAGGGAAAUGUAACUUGAGUAAGUACAGUUCUUCCAAGAGUUAAUUCCAUCUGCUCUGCUUUGUGAAUUUACACCCAA
Erythranthe guttata (spotted monkey flower) is the source of this 5899-nucleotide messenger RNA. RefSeq names its product histone acetyltransferase HAC1. Gene Ontology annotation, biological process: positive regulation of transcription by RNA polymerase II. Lineage: Eukaryota; Viridiplantae; Streptophyta; Magnoliopsida; Lamiales; Phrymaceae. Gene Ontology annotation, molecular function: transcription coactivator activity; zinc ion binding; histone acetyltransferase activity. The record is from RefSeq and is a predicted model, not a curated record. Gene Ontology annotation, cellular component: transcription regulator complex; histone acetyltransferase complex.